AAAAAUCUGCUUAUCUUUUAGGAAUAAAGGGUUGUGCCUGCCCCAGCAACUGUCAGUCACAGGCAGCGCAGCGUUGGGUCAAGCCGCAGCAGUCAGGAUGGCCGAUCUCAGGAUCCUCCUCCUGGUCAGCCUGCUCUCUCUGCCCCCGGGUCAAGGCGAGGGACCCUGUUUGGACGAGCUCUACGUUGAAGGAUGCCCAAGUUAUCUAUUCCAAGCAAUCGGUUUAUAUUUGGACACGAACCGAACCGUAUUCAUAGAACCGAGGGAAAUCUCCGAAAUAAUUAUAAGGAGCGGGGGAUAUCAGCCAGUCAACAUCACGACGCGGCACCAGAUCCGCCUGUGGGGGAACGGGUCCAAGGUCUGUGUUGAUGGCCCCGGAAUUCAAACAAAAAAAUGGAUCUUCAAUGAUUAUCUUGAGAUAGAGUCAAGCAAUCCUCUUUGGUUUACACUCGACUGCAUCAGUGCUUCCCACAGCUGUCGCUUCCACCGUCUCGUUAAAGUGGUUUUCGUUCCCGACGAGAAUGGCCUGGUGACCUGGAGGCCGGAGGCCCAUUUAUUCGAGUUAAAAGUAGGAGUUCUGGGUCGCACUGGACGAAUCGCCCCCGUACAACCAGCCAAUGGACAACAUUCUUAUAACAUCACAAUCCACGGGUCGUCUGCGGGACCCUCGUGUGGCAUCAGCUGCCCUUCCCUGAACCUGAACUUCAUGAGCGCGAAAGUCUGCGGACAACCCAUGUUCAUCAGUGCAAACUACGUCGGAUAUUAUACAUGGAGUUACUUCGACUUCUCUGCCCUGGUCUCUAGGCACACAGCGAGUGGUCCGCCGGAAGACGUCCCCACUGCACUCGCCAGCCCAAGCAGCAUCUCAACGGUCGACGGGGAUAAAACCAGUAAGACCUUUCCCUUACUCGUGUGCGCCAGAGAAGGUAUGUUGAGGAGACCGGCCAAGGGUAUCUUUGGUUUUGAAUGUGACUUGGGUUGCUGGCAAAACCCAACUGUCGUUGCGUAGACCGGCCAAGGGUACCUCGUUUUUAAGUGACUCUGACGAAGGCGAAAUCCAACCGUUGUUCCACGAAACCGCCUACCACCGUGGACAUCUGCGUGGCCUCCCCUCUCUCUUGGGUUUGGGCCCAGAAUGGCGUUCGAUUUCCAAUCGAGGUUCAUAAAAAGGUUAAAAGUAAUAAUACAAGGGACUUUUCCUUCUUUUUUACGGAAUGGCACUUUAUUGAGGUUGAGGAAUGCACACGGUCCCCAUAUGGUACUUUUUCUUCUUUUUGAGGGUGUUUGGAAAUAUAUUGACGCAGAAUUGUAUUUCCGUUCAUUAUUUCUGAGGUAAGAGAAUGUGAAGGGGAUUUUUGAGUGAACAUCAGCCAGUGUUUGCAAUGUUUGCCUCGGCUUCGUGUGUGGAAAGGGCCACCUACAGCCCUCCAGCAUCUCCGAGCUUGCAAGUUCGUCGGCAGUAAGAUCGAUAAUCCUUUCUCUCAGUAGAUCUACAUUUUUUUAUUCAGAUUUCAGAUUUUCAGGUUCUGCGCCUCCCUUAGGCAAAGUCUACAGAUUUUGCGAUGUCUCGGCUUGGAUUCCUGGUCGCAGCCAAAAGAAAUAUAUCCUCUCCGUCCAGAGUUCCUUUUUAGGAUUUCAUUCGCCAACAGCUCAUAGGAUCUGAGCCACUCCCAAAUCUGCGCCGAGAUACACCCGCUGAAUGAAAGCCAACGCCCGCGGCACUGGAGAUGGAGACGAUUUCCUGAGGUGCGCAUUCAGUCGUCAGCACGGAGGCGCAGAGGCAGUCACGGGGCGGGAAGUCCUCUGCGAAACGAAGACCCAGUCAGGGAACGUCAAGUGAUGUCACAGGAUGUCCCGAGAAGGUCAUCACAAGUGGACGACUCUACACACUCUUCGUCGCGCCAUGACCUCGGGGACUGGCUCUGUUAGGGACAUCUGGAGAGGUUUUUUCCACUCGCCGGCCAAAGGUUGCUUGGAGGCGACUGGAAUCUGCAACGCGACGCAGGUUCCCGCCACCUCCUUGCCACUGUGGCCGCGGAGUUUUUUUCCCUGUCCAGCGGAGUUUUUUCCCUGUCCAGCGGCCAGAUCGGCACCAACACGAGGCGCUGCGUCGUUGCCAUGAAAGCUCGGGAAACAGCACAGAUAUUUCGAAUGCUGCGUUCCGUUGAUUUGUUGCCUUCUCCGUCCUAAUUAAGUAAACGGCACUAAUGGCGCUUUACUUAAUUAUGAUGCUUAUUUCAUGCGUGGUCCUCUGUUAUAUGCGAUACCAUAUCGUCGCUAUGUGUCACUAAUGGAUCAUCCGCCAUCAGUCUUCAAGAAACGAGCAAUAAAUGUGGCUUCACGCA
Molecule: messenger RNA, 2345 nt
Organism: Penaeus vannamei (Pacific white shrimp)
Lineage: Eukaryota; Metazoa; Arthropoda; Malacostraca; Decapoda; Penaeidae
Source: RefSeq, a predicted model, not a curated record